Phasianus colchicus (ring-necked pheasant) is the source of this 2889-nucleotide messenger RNA. RefSeq names its product mitochondrial inner membrane structural 2 (gene MIMS2). NCBI's taxonomy places the organism in Eukaryota, Metazoa, Chordata, Aves, Galliformes, Phasianidae. The record is from RefSeq and is a predicted model, not a curated record. Gene Ontology annotation, cellular component: mitochondrion.
GGAGGCCGGGUUGUUCGCUCUGUCAGGUUUGCGCGCCCGCCCGCCCGGCCGUGCCGCGAUGUUCCGCCUGCUGCGGCCGGGCCCGCUGCGCCCGCCCGCACUGCCCCGCAGCUUUCUGCACGCCGCUGCCUUCCGCCCCACGGGCAGCGAGCAGCGCUUCGGUCGCCCUCUUCUCUUGCCACCGCCGCCGUGCCGCGUAGCGCUGCGCGCCGCCGCCGGCAGCCCCGCUAAGGAUGCGGGAUCCCCUGAAAAGGCAGCCACAGAUCUCAGUGGUGAAAACAAGAAACUCAACAAAUCUCAGCAGCUGAAACAAGUUUUCAAACAGUAUGGUGCUGUAGGAGUUUCGUUCCAUGUUGGAAUUUCAUUAAUAUCUUUAGGAAUCUUCUACGUGGCUGUGUCAAGCGGUGUGGAUAUGACUCCAGUUCUCUUCAAGCUUGGUUUCAGUGAAUCAUCAUUGCAAUCUAAAAUGGCUGCUGGUACAAGUACGUUUGUGUUGGCAUACGCCAUUCACAAGCUGUUUGCCCCGGUACGGAUCAGCAUCACUGUGGUUUCUGUGCCAUUUGUUGUCCGAUACUGCCGGAAGAUUGGUUUCUUCAAACCUCCUGCUCCAAAGCCAUGAUAAUUUCUUAUUGUCUAUUAUUAUUAGUUAAAUGUUUAAUAUUCAUGUCGCUCUUCAGAUACUCCUUUGAAUUCAUGCUAAUGCUGCCCUUCUCUUGCAUUUCUCUGGCUUAUCCUUUCAGGUAGAUGUGGCAGUGAAAAGUGCUGUCCUCGUCUUCCCCUUUAUAAAAAGCUCUUGAAACAGAGUCUGGUUUCCACUCCCACUGUACAUGUAAAUGCUUUUGACAAUGUGCAGUCUCUUACAGAAUUGUACAGACGUACAAUUUGGGAUCUUUAUUUUCUAGAUUUUUGGAUCAUUAAUGUUUUUCAUGCCAAAAUGCAGUUGCAGUUUAUUACUGUGCAGUUGGGAAAUAGAAUAAGAUUCCUUUCCUAGUAGUAGAAUACUGUUUCUUCCAUGGACCAUGUAAAUAGUUCUAUUGGUAAGUAGAUGUACUGAGGUCUGAGGUGCUAUGAGAGUGUUUCUUUUGUUGCAGAAGGCAUAUGUUAUGAUCCCACUCCUGCAAUCCAACACACAUGCCAAACUAACUUUAAUGAGAGUACCUGUAUGCUUAAUUAUUGCACAGUUAUAAUUGUGGCUGAAAUUAUGGCUCUGAAAUUAUGGCUCCUUUGUGGUGCUUCCAUAUCUCAAGAUUUUGUUGCUUGAAACUAUGCUUUUCUGACCUUCCUAAGGUCUUUUCUCUUCUCCUUUCAGUUUUAAAUGCUAUGGACUCAUACUGAGUCUAGUGAAAUCAUCAUAACCAGAAUUACCUCCUAUGUGAAUGUAUUCCAAAGAUAAAGUGAGAGGCAAAGUAACUGUGGUGUUGAGACCUAGCUUUGUUACUGGGAACAUCUUGUUGGUCUGUGUUGGGGUUUUGUUUUUGUUUUUUAAGCUAGCUGUUAACAUGGGAGCUUUCUGCUCCUGUGGAUGAAUCUCUGAUCCUCACCUGAAGUCCAGACAUAACAGUUCAGAACUUCUCAAAAGCAAUUCUUGUGCUUGUCUGGUAGACUGUUGUGUACCAACUCAAGGUGUAAUUCACUUCCUUAUUUGGGCAGAAUUCCUAUUAAAUUGUAUUUGCAUAUAACCACUUUUCAGUUUACCUAAAAACUGGAUUUCAAAUCUAGGGAUUCAGCUUAACAUCCUGUGCUAAACCUGGGUUUCAGACUUAGGACUGUGCUUCUGUGAGAUGACUGAAGCCACAUCUGAGUCUUUUGGAUCUGUUCUCCCUUCCUCAUCUGUUCUUUUGACACUGUCUGCCUCUGUGUUUGUGCUUAUCACUUAUGCCAUGGUGGCUCUGACACAGUUCUGUUCAUACAGGAAUCUGAACUAAAAUGGCAGAAAACUACUCUGACCAUCAAAGUAUUUUUUUCUUUUGCCAAGUUCUCUUUUUGAAAAGAAAUACUGCUCAAGAGAAGAGGAAAGAAUGAGGCACGUCUUUGCCAUGAGCAGGUUAUUAACACUGCUCAGACAUAACAUUAAAUUGCAUCCUUAGUUAAUCAGUGUGAAUAUUGUAUUUGGUACUGGGACGGAAGCUUAUUGCUGGCUAUCCAAGAGCUAAAAACCUGCAGUGUCUACACAGCAAAGGAAGGGAUACUGUGCAGCCACCACCUCUUUUGUUUUCUGAUCUACUACAGCCUGGGGCUGGAUAGAGAUAACUUUACUCUGCCUGCUUCUUUGAAAAUUAAAGUCUUCCUUUGGCUCUUUUUGCUUCAUUUUCCAAGAAACAUGUUCUUUCCUACACGUUUUCUGGCUGUUCAGGUCAUCGUUCUGUUAUCCAAGGGUAACAAAAAGGAUUCCAUAAUAAUCAAAUAAUGACAGCCUUGUUUUGUUUGAUCAGUGAUUUCUAGCAUGUAGGUCUUGUCCUGAAGGUGAUAAAAGGAGUCAGACUUUUCCUUCCCUGUUCCUAGAGCGUUUCUAUAAAACAAGACUCAUUUAAAGCAAGUGUACCUGGAAGUUAUUAGAGGUACAAGCAGCAUAGAUUUUGUUGUGGUAAUAGAAAAACCCUUCAUUUAAAUUGUGACCUGUAAGAUAAAGAUGGUUGUAUAAACUACUGGCACUUUUAGAUGAGUUUUUGCUAAAUAUUUUACAGUAAUUUGAGAAUAUAUUUUGAAUCCUCGAAUCCUUGCUUGUAAAAGAUCUUUUUUAAAUAGUUUGUAAAAUAGUAAAAGACCUUCCAUGGUUCCUGACAAUGAAAAAAAUAAAUUGCUUUCUUGUAGCAUUUGCUUGAAGUGUUUUUCUGGAAAAUACUUGGUUUGCUGAUUGUCUUGUUUAAUUGGAGGAAUGAGAAAGCACUU